Molecule: messenger RNA, 1713 nt
Organism: Ostreobium quekettii
Lineage: Eukaryota; Viridiplantae; Chlorophyta; Ulvophyceae; Bryopsidales; Ostreobiaceae
Source: the annotation of a GenBank genome assembly
AUGAUAUUGCCGCUGAGCCAAGACACGGGAGAGGCUGCCCCAUCGAUGCCUUGCAAUCCUCAGGUCCGCCGUGACAGGCGCGCCGCAGUGCAAACCGCGGAUGUGGUGUGCACUGUGGAGGGCGUCAGCGGAGCCACCUCCAAGUCCUCAUCGGGCACACCGAGCCGGAAACAGACACCCGAAGUGGCGAAAUCCGCCCUCAAGAGGGCAGGGACUCCCGCAGGACUCCAGAAAUCUGCGUCGAUCACACUGGGCAGGUCGAAGUCCUCCCCCGACUUGCGCUCGGUGCUCUGGCCGUCCAAAGGCGCCUCCCCGCUCUCGGUGCGCAGGCUUUUCGGCCGGAACGUGAGCUUCAACGCACAGCUGGAAUUCUACAACGAUGGAGACGUGGACGCCUGGUCACUGUUCAAGUUCCUCAUCAAACUGAUGCUGGCCAUGUCGCCGCUGCGGCAGGAGCGCUCUGGCGACAUCCCUAGGUACACGGGCUCGUUGAACGUGAACCGAAGGUUUGCCACCCCGUCCAUUCUCGGAAUACCGCCACUGUCGUGGCCGGCCCUGUGCCACUUCCUCUUCUGGCUGGUGCUGCCAUGCUUGUACUCCCUGACUGCGCUGAUCAUCCCCAUCAAUGCAGACGCCCAGGGAGGGCUGGACCUGCCGUUCUCUCUUGGAGUCGUCUUCCUGUGGGGAAUCGUCAAGAGCUUCUACGCAAUGCUGUGGUUCGAGGCUUAUUUCGGGACUACGGUCGACUAUCGAUACUUCAUAGUCGCGGCAGCCGGCACCCUGGCUCCCAUUGCCCACAUCUCGCUGUCCGCGGCCAGUGGGAGUCUGUUGUACUUUGGAAUCAGCCUUUCGGGCGCCUUCGUGGACAUCGCCGUAUCGGUGGGCGUCUACUUCAUGCUUCCCAAAAAGGACGGUCUGGGGGUGAAGGGGCAGCUGGUGAUAUCCGUCUCAUUGCUCCUGGCGUUCACCCUGUCACUCAACCUCCUCAAGAUGCUCAACACGGCAAACGCCCGGGGGCCGCAGAUGGGCUACAUGCUGAUGCUCAUCCUGCCGCCAAUCUUCACCCGCCUCACGACCGACAUUCAAGAGGCCCUUCCAAACGUCUCGCUGGAAUUCUCAAUUGUAUCGCAGGGGCUUUUGACCUAUGCCUUCUCCAUUUCCACCUACAACAUCCUCGUGUUCUUCUCCCUCCAAAUUCGUCUUUGGAAGUUCUACCUCGUCAUCCUCGCGGCCGACACGGCGUGCAUGUUUGCCGUGGGGCCCAUCUGGUCGCUGUGGAGCACCGCGGGGUACCUGCGGACGUCCAAGUACAUGCAGACGAUCUUUGGAUGGGCGCAGAACCCGAUAAAGCCGAGACCUGUGCUGGUUAAGUACUACACCAGAUUCUUGGCCGCGCUGGUGUUUUCUGUGGUUCUGUCCAUCGUCAAGAGCUCAGGGAACGGUGACGUAAUGAACGCCGCCGCCCAUGUGGACGACAACACGAAGCUCGGAGACUUGUGGGCGUGCACCCUGGCGGAUGCGCUCAUCAGCGCCUUUUGGGUCAUCUUCAUGUACAGGUUGAUGAAAUUGCGCUGCUCCAAAGACGCGUUCAACGACGCCGUCAUACAGUUCUCAAAGAAUCUGUGCGACAUCCAGUUGGGUGCCACCGUCUCGACCCUGAUGCUGUUCCUGAUCAAUUCAAAGGGAGAGAAUGGUUUGGAUAACUACAGCUAG